AUAAAUAAAACUAAACUCUAACUGUGCUUGAACUCUCCUAUCGCCAAAAGUUCUCUGUGACAAUAACGCCCACAUUAUCAAAACUUUUGUUGUUCUCUGCUGUGGGCCAAGCUUGAAAGCUUUUGCAGCGCGUGUGAGACGUCAUUUGAUCCACUCGCUGGACGUGUGCCUGCUGCUUCCACCCCAACCCCCAUUCGUGCUCAUCUCGCUAUUGUGGUUGUUGUGGUUGGUUGUUUGUUGUUGUUGUUGUCAGCAGUGUUUUCAGUGUAUUUUUGUGUUUGUUGUUUUUAUUUUGGCAUGUUUGCCGUUUGGAACGUCAAAUUCGAUUUUUAUGACUUUUGAAAGCGUGACUAAGGCGUGAUUUAUGAUGGCGUGUGGUUUUUAAUAUUCAUGUGCAAAGUCAAAAGCCACGAACCAAGCGCAGCAGCAACCACUAGCCCAGCCAGCCAAACAGCCACACUCAACCUGCGUAGGUGCGCCAAACAAUAAAAAAAAAAACAUACAACAACAGCAACAACAAAACAGAAAAGCUAAACUCAAAGCCCGCACCAAUAACCGGACAACAACAACAACAACAGCAGCAGGCGUUGCAUCGCUGGUGCCCACGGGCCAAGUUGCUGGCUCGAUAUCCUGCUGUGUGUGCGUGGAUCAGUGGAUCAGUGUUUUGGGCUUUUUAUGGAUGCAGCGAAGCAAUUGACUGCCGCUGCUGCAGCUGGCAAGCACGAUAACAACAACACCACCAACAAUAACAACAACGACGACACUAUGCAAACAUUGCAACAACAACAGCAGCAGCAAGGCAAUACAACAACAACAGCAGCAGCAGCAGACGCCUGUAAUACGUCAGAGCCGCUAGAAACAGCAGCAACAAUUGCAGCCAGCAAAAGCAACAACAACAAGCAGCAAACAGCUAUGACAACAACAACUGCAAGUGUUGAGCAACAGCUCAAAAAGACAGAAGUUCAAUCAACAGCAACAGGCAAGUCAGCAGAAGCAGCAGCAUCUAGCACAUCAGCAACAGUUGCUGUGGCCAGCAAAUCGAGUGCAGCAGCAAUGGCCGCUGCAACGGCAACAGCAGCAGCAGCCACCAAUGACUUGGCAGCAGCUGCUGCAGUCGUCCUCUCGCUGCAGGGCACCAUGGUCAGCAGCCUGCAGCAGGCGGCAUUGCUGCCGGCCAAUUCAGCAGCAGCAGCAGCACUCAACUUGCAGGCGCUCGAAUCCUAUUUGGCACUGCAGCGACUCACUGGCAAAUCGGAUGUGUUUCGAUUUAGCAGCAGCAGCAACAGCAACAGCAACAGCAACAGCAACGGCAACAGCAGCAGCAACAGCAGCGGCAAUAGUACCGUCAAUAGCAGCAACAACAACAGCGACGCCGAGCAGAAUGCGACAUUGCCCACACUUAUUGACAUUUCCAGUAUUGAGCUAAAGUCUAGCUGCUCCUCCAGCGCUUCAAGCGUCUCAGCAACUGUGACCAGUUCACCCAGCAGCAACAAUAACAACAGCAGCAGCAGCAGCAACAACAACAACAAUUGUUCUUCAAGCACAUCCAAGUGCAUUCCGCCGUUGCCCUCAAUUAGCACCGUGAGCGCCGCUGUGGCCGCUGCUGCUGCCGCUGCGGCUGCUGCAGCCAAUCAGCAGGCGGCGCUGGAUUGUGCCACAGCCGCCGAGCUGGCAGCCGAAUGCGAUCUGCCGCUGCUCGACGGCGAGGAUGCGUUGUCCUUUGAGGCUGGCGAUCUGGACAGCAGCUACGGCAGCUUCAUCUUCAAUCCCAGCAGCUUUGGAGCCGCCGAUGCGGACACUUCGCUGCACUCGCUGCAGGCCACCAUGUAUCAGGACAAGCUGAGCGUCAUGGCGGCCAGCGCCGGCAGCGGUGCAGAGGAUGGGGCCAACAGUUCCACGGCUGCCGCGGCUGCUGCCCAGCGCUCGAAGAAGCAAUUCAUCUGCAAGUUCUGCAAUCGCCAAUUCACGAAGUCCUACAAUCUGCUCAUCCACGAACGCACCCACACGGACGAACGUCCCUACUCCUGUGACAUAUGCGGCAAGGCCUUCAGGCGUCAGGAUCAUCUGAGGGAUCAUAGGUACAUUCACUCCAAGGAAAAGCCGUUCAAGUGCGCCGAGUGUGGCAAAGGCUUUUGCCAGUCGCGCACCCUGGCCGUGCACAAGAUUCUGCAUAUGGAGGAGUCGCCGCACAAGUGUCCCGUGUGCAAUCGCUCCUUCAAUCAGCGCUCGAAUCUGAAGACCCAUCUACUCACCCACACGGACAUCAAGCCCUACAAUUGCGCCUCCUGCGGCAAGGUGUUUCGGCGCAACUGUGAUCUGCGGCGCCACAGUCUGACGCACAAUCUGUCCGCCACGGGCGGCAUGGCCGGUGGCCUGGGCGAUCUAUUCGGCGGCAGCAGCAACGGCUCCAGCUCCGAUCUGGGUCUAUCGAUGGUCCUGCCGAGCUCCACUGGCGCCGGAUCAGCUGGCUCAGCCACAAGCCGAGACUUGGUGGCCGUCAGCGAUUAGGCCCCUGGCAAAUCCGAUUUACUCAACGUAUCACGUGUUGUGACCUCCCAGUCUCUCAAGCAGGGGAGGCGCUAUCUCAAUCUCAUCUGCAGCUCUCAAUAACUCGAAUCCCUCCACAAUGUGUCUGAUCUGUGUUGCUCGUCUCGUGGCCUCCAAGUUGCUUACAGCUAACAGCAUUUAAUUUAGUUCGUAGUUCUCUUUGUGUCUAGACUAUAUGAUUUAAGCUAAUGAUAUUUCCUAGUUGGUAAUUUAUUGGAUAUAUGAAACAUAGAAAUAUAUAUCGAAAGUUUGACUUU
Drosophila navojoa is the source of this 2804-nucleotide messenger RNA. It is a transcript of the gene sob, whose product is annotated as sister of odd and bowl. Gene Ontology annotation, biological process: regulation of transcription by RNA polymerase II; embryonic hindgut morphogenesis; embryonic pattern specification. Lineage: Eukaryota; Metazoa; Arthropoda; Insecta; Diptera; Drosophilidae. Gene Ontology annotation, molecular function: RNA polymerase II transcription regulatory region sequence-specific DNA binding; DNA-binding transcription factor activity, RNA polymerase II-specific. Gene Ontology annotation, cellular component: nucleus. The record is from RefSeq and is a predicted model, not a curated record.